CUGAACUAAGUAGAUUCACAGCAUGCACUGACCUGAUAUUCAUGGAUGACAGCCCAAGUGACUGGAUGGCCUUCUCCUAUAUUACUAACAACACCUUCCUGGGCAGGAGCGACAUUGACCUUGGACUGGCAGGAGACCAUCAGCAGCUAAAACUAUACAACUUGGGCAAGACCUUUUUCAUCCGACACCACCUGAUUCCAUUACAGUGGCAUACAAUUUGUUUGAUAUGGGAUGGCGUAAAAGGCAUGUUGGAGCUCUUCCUGAACAAGAAGAGGAUAUUGGUAAUGAUGGAUCAACCACAAAACCUGACAGCAAACGGGACUCUGGUUCUAGGCCAUUUUCUCAAACAUGGAGAUGGCCAGGUUAAAAGUCUGGUACCUCCCUUCACUGGCAGCUUGUACUACUUUCAACUCUGGGACCGCAUCCUGGACAACGGGGAACUUAUGAAGUGUUUGGGCGGAAAUGUAGUUAGCUGGGAAGAUGAUGUUUGGCAUGUUGACAAGAUCAUCCCGACCAUGGAUGCAAGACUGCGCUGCUUUGUUUCUGAAAAUGCAACAAUUGAAGAAACAAGUACAGUUCUUUCACAACAAAUAGAUUUGACGACCCCUCCCCAAAUUAGUGGACUAAAAUCUCAAAAGACUGUGCAUUCUACAGUGAUGUCUAGAAGUAUGCCUGCAUUUACAACUGAUUAUACAACCUUAUCAUAUUCUAGUACAAUAUCUCCACUUCCAGGAACAGUGACUUCACCAGGUUUUGUAAAGACACCCAUCCCUGAGACAGCUAUAUCCAUAGUAGACAGUCUGUCUACUUCAGCAGCUAUCACCCUACCUACUAAAAUUACCUCCCUAAGCACUAGUAACAUUUCUAUGGAAAUAACUAAGCCCCCUCCUUCUGAGAUCACAAGGACAACAAAAAUGGCUGUAACCAUGGCUACUGAGAGCUUUUACCCAAGCAGUACCAUUAAUUUUCCAUACACAUCUGGAUUUACCAAGAAUUCAGUUAUGACCCAACCUUCAGUGACUGAAUAUCAGGCACCUAUUACAAAGACAGCUCUCCUUUCAUCUACUGAGUUGACAUCCUUGUCUAUGACAUCUUGGCCCAAGGAUAAAUCCACAGAUUUUGGAGCACUCCUAACCUCUACAGCCAACCAAGAGCUUCUUGCAUCUACAGCUGCUGAAUCUGUAUCCUGGUCUUCUGUGGAUCAGACUUCAGCAACAACUACUCACAUUAGUGCUGAAUCAACAAUACCAUCUGAGUCUGCUUUCACCACAGCUGCUCCAGUGGAUUCUGUCAUUCCUAGAAAUCAGACAGCAUAUACAUUGGCAACAACUGAUAUGAAAAUAUCAUUUACAGUUGAUUCAAUGACACACUCAACUAGGCCUAUUGAAAUGACACCUGCAUUAAGAACAGCCAAAACAGAAUCAACAUUUGGGAAUUUCCAGGAUGUCUCUUCACCCAGAGUGAAGGAUACAAUAUCUACCUUCAUGCCAGAAGAGGCCUCUUCUAUGCAUCUUUCUUCCAAGACAUCCUCUCCGUUGGUCAGAACUCAGAGCAUACCAACAGUGAUUAAUGCUGAGACUAUACAUAUGGACUUGACUCCUGAAAUCACACGUGGACCUCUAAUGACUGAAAGUGGGCUUUCCCCUGUAGUCACUUGGCCAGGGUAUACCCAGAAUACACACACUGGUGGUGAAAACAUGCUUCCUUUGCUUUCCACUAGACUAGCUUUCACAUCUAAAGCACCUGAGCUUGGUUAUACAUCAACUGACAAAGUUGCCCAUCUAUUCCCGACAACUUGGACUUCCAGACCAGACCAGACUCUGUUGAAAACAUCAUUCCAUGGAAGCCCUUCUAAUACAGAACAUUCACUUACAGCUACUAAUAUGAUCAUCCCACCAGAAGCAUCCACAAACAAUGUGGCUACCACCAUUACUGAAGCUGUUAUUACUACUGAUGGGAUUACUGACAGAGCUAUAACAACUCUUCACAAAUUGACAUCCUCCACAGUUUCUGAAAUUACAUCAGUGACUAAAAUUCCCGAGUGUAAACUUACCACCUCACUGAGGAAAACCACCCCUUUCUCCACAGUAACUGGAAAUGAACUUCUUUCCACACCAAGAAAGGUAGUAGAGGUAAUAUCCACCCUUGCUGGUAUUGGGCCAACUUCUACUGAAAGUGCUUCUGCAAUUACACCAAUGGAGAUGACCAGUGUGAUUGCAUUUGGGGAGUUUACAGCCCCUGUACCAGAGUUCACAACAACAAAAAAUUCCAGUAAUACUGUGACAAGCAAAGAAACAACAUCUCAUUAUCUUAAGGAAAGAUCAACUACAACAGCAACAGUUGAGGUUUCUCCAUUUGCAACAGCAAUGGAAACAACAGAUGAAUCUGUACAAAUGGCAACUGCUUCUGUCACUAUUUCCCCCUAUCCUGGUAUAGAAAAUUUGACUACCCUGUUGGAUAAUAAAACUGCAACUACUGAGGGGAGAGCAAAUUGGAUUUCCAUGCAAUCAGUGAAAACCACACCUAUGAGCUCAUACAAUGGAACUAGUGAAAUCUUUAAUUCCACUCACACCUACACAGCACAGUGGACUUCAGACACUCCACCUAAGGGGAAUUUAACUUCAUUCACCACUUCUGGGAAUACAGAGACAUUCUCUGAAUCUCUAGGUACUUCUAGUACAAGGAUAUCAGGAACCAGUACCACUACUCUGACAGACAGGACAGCUGUGUCUCUGUCUUCUGGUCUCUUGCCUUCACAACAUAUAGCUACCUAUUCAUCAUCAACUCCUGUACCUAUUUUCCACAUGUCCUCACAGCCAGGUGAUGUCUCAGCUGUUACCUCCAUAGGGACACCCAAGCCUUCUAUACUGACCAGGACUUCCUCUACAUCUGUGCUUGCAAAUGUCUCAGUUCUAUCAUCAGCUCCAGUGACGGCAACAUCAGUGUCACCACUGGAUCAGACUGCUUUCACAGCCCAUCAUACCCUGCCUACACAUAGAGACUGGAGUCACACCACUUCAGAGGCCAUGAUGACACCUCCUCUGAUAGAAUCUCCAGUUUCCUCAUUAAAACCUCCUACUCCUGUGGCAUCUAAGACCACCCUUCUCUCCAUUUCAACUGGCAUAGUAACCUCAGCUCAACACACUCCUGGCUGCUCCAAAACUCUUCCUGGUGACAUUCCUUCUUCAUCUUCCACUCCUGUAAUCUCAACAAUGUCUACACCAGUAGCAACCCAACCCAUAUCUCAUACUCUUAGUUUUCCUUAUACUUUCAGUACUACUGGUGGAGAAAUUCACACCACUGAAACUUCUGUUGAUGAGACCAUGCCAUCACACACCUCCGUCAACAAGCUCACUACUUCAAUGGAUGGUCACAUUUCUCAGUCUUCCACAGGUCUUACAAACACACCAGUCCUUUCUACCUUAUCUUCUGACAAAGAACACAUGACCAUCACUCUGGAAAACAUGGCUAGAACUGUAGAGGUGACAGAAAUGUCCUCAUCAAAGGACAUUUUUAUUUCUGACUCAGAGACCACGGAAAUGACAGAUACAGGAUUUCCUGAGGACACACAAAUUUCUAGUCACCGGACAUGUUUGCCUUCAGAGAUUCCGCUUGUGACUCUACCAGAUAGAAUUUCAGCUUCAGCUGCUGCUUCAGAAAGUUCACAGGCUACUUCUACCUCAACCUCAAGGAACACAAUAGAUGUUCAUGUUUCAGAAAUAUCUACCAAUCUCGGGAAAACAGUUGUCCCUUCACAAGUUCUGACAACCAACAGUAUAUCUUCUCCUGAAAAUGAAAGCAUAAGUGCCCUUUCUGUAUAUACUUCCCAAACUGAGGAAGUGAUAGCAAGCUCCUCCUCUGCACCUCACUCUGUUUCAUACCGCCAAGACACUUCAUUCACAGAUACCACAACUUCUGAGACAACCAGAAUCUUUAAUCCUGGAAGCAUCAACACAACUCUUUCACACUUGCUUUCUCCUGGAACUAUGCCUGAGGGAACUUCAGCUUCCUCUCCCAUUUCUGGAAGCACAGGAGGCUUUUCAGAAAUCUUGUCAGUUCCUACAACUGGGAUCUCUAGUGCUGAUUUGACAGUGAGGUCUACUGACAGGAUCACAUCAGCCCUUUCUGUUCCAUAUUUACCCACAACACUUCUUGGCAAAACCUCUGUGGUCACAUCCAUUCCCAUUUACCAGCUGUCCUCCCGGCCAGUUAAUGUUAGUGCUAUUACCUCUGAAAGAGUUUUGGACAUUUCAGAAAAGCUAACAACUAAGUCUUCAAAAACAACACACCCAAACUACUUAAAAAGUCCCACUGUAGCUACUUCUAGGCCUAUGCCUGAGAUGUCUUCAGUGUCAGUUAGUGACUCUGCUUCCCCCCCUCCAGCUGUUUCUCCUGACAUUUCCACAACAAUUGGAUCAGUCUCUGCUUUAUUGUCUUCAGUUACCCCUGCAACUAUGCUAGAUAGGCAAACAUCUACAUUGGAUGUCAUACCUGUGACGUAUGCCAGGUCUACAUCAAAACCCACAAAGGACUCCUCUGCCUUCACUACCUCAGAAAUGACUGAGGUACCUUCCAGGAUAACAUCUAUAUCUACUUUCUUUCCAACAGAGCCAGCUUUUUCCUCUCUGAAAACCAUUCCCAUGAGUAGUAUGAUUGGCCAAAUGACUCCACUUUGGGGCACCACUCCCACCUCUCUAUUGACUUCUAGGAACACUGGGGCUAUUUCUUCCACUACAAAAUACAGACUUUCACCAUUUCUGUCAACAACCCACCAAUCAUCACAAGGAGAUGAAGCAUCAACCCUGGACAUGUUAUCUGAGGUCACCAACAGCCUCCCAUCUACUGUAAACAGUGGUAGAGUGACAACUCUUACAAAUAAACUUGAAAGUGUGCUUUCUUCUACUCCUUCAGAAAGUCUCCCCACUUAUUUGAAUAUCCAAGUUUCCCCGUUUUCAACUAGCUUUAAAAGCACUCCUGAGCCCACAAAAAGUAUAAGAUCCACCACUUACUUUUCUUCAAGCACAAAACAGAUGAUUUCCUCAUCAGAAAAUAUUUCACCAGCAGAACUAACAGACAGCAUCACUUCUGUGGCUACUCCUGUUUCAUAUGCUCCAGUCAGCACAACUCCACCCUCUUUCACGACAUUUCUUUUUUCACAUCGUAGUACUGAAGUGCAGUUCUCAACCUCCAAGGCUUCUCUUCCUCCUGCAUCCCAAAUGACCAAAUUUCCAGUUCUGGGGACAAGAGCCACAUCUAGUAAUACCCAGCCUUUUCUUAUGACUUCUUGGAACACACCCAUAGCUGAAGCUUCUCGGUCUCCAGUUGCCAACACUACUCACAUACCUACACCCAGUAAGAUGGAAACAGAUACUUCAUAUCUUGUUCCUGAGUCUUUGUCAACAGUCACAGCCUCUCAGACUAGUCUUGUAUCUGGAGAUAGUAUGGCAGCAUCAUCGAUUUCCACAUCAGGAAUUCUUCCUACUUUGGAGAUAUCUGAGAGUGCUUCAUUAUUGUCUUCAAAAUCAUUUCCUACUGCUUUGACUGAAUCUCAGUAUGUGUUAGAGAAGACAACUACAUCCAUAGCUCCUGGAAUCACACUCUCAUCAGAUCCUUCUGGUGCUGCUUCAGAAUCUAUUAUCUCAAAGGCUACUACUUCACCCAUGUUAACCUGGGUCUUAUCUAGUCUCCCUUCAAGAUCCUCUCCUGCAAUUGUAGCCAAUACUCCUCACAUUGUACCUUCCUCUACCAGAGAAGUGUCAAAACCCACAUUUAUAACUUCUAGCACAAUACCCACAGACCCAUUUACUAACUUCAAAACACUAUCUUUUGCCUCUGUGAGCACUACCCUUACCCAAGCUACACCUACACCUACAGGGAAGAACGUCAUUUCGGGCUUUCCAACUUCUCUCCCUACAUCCACAAAAAUCACAGGUGGCAAAGUAGAUAUUUCUAAAUCCCCUAUGGCAUCUUUCCAAAACACUGUGAUUGCCAACUCCAGGACUGCAUCUCCACCUUCAUCCUUUACUAAGAUGAGUAGAUCGCCUCCCAUGACAAAGCACACUUUAUCUGUGGGUUCCAUGCCUCUAACAAGCCCUGUGAUAACAUCUGCAUGGAGCAGAAUUCCAGCUGCAUCAGCACUAACAACUUUGGCUCUUCCUAAACCCACGUUGGACACCCUUCCAAAUAUGACUACCACUAUAUCUACUGCUACUGGAGAUUCAUUUCCAUUCGUAUCCACAAGAGUGACACAUCCUUCUGCAACUGUUUCUUCACGACACUCUUCCUCUUUUGAGACAAGCUGGCUGGCUUCCACACUUUCCUUUCUAUCUAUGGAAACAUCAGCUUCCCUUAUUGCUGCUGCAUCUACAGUUUCCUUCUACAAUAUUGAAAUGAACUUCUCGGUAUUUGAUGAAGAGCCAAGCAUCCCUAUUACCAGUGUUAUAAAAGAACUUGCAGAAAAUUGGUUGGAUUCUAUAUUUCAGGACAGUGAGUUUGCUGUUGCUGAUCUAGCUGUUCAAAUUAAAAGCAGAGACACUCCUGGGGAAGAAAUAAAUAUGGACCGAGCUUUUUGACUGUGUACUUUUCUCUUGCAUUAUUUGGAACAGAGAGAAGGGCAAGGAAUGGCUACAAUUUCCCGUGUACUCUACAGCUGUGUUUGUCAAGUCAUCAUGAAGGCCAAUUCUUCUUUACCAUCUGUAGAAUUGAUUGGCAGGAUCAAGAGCAAAAUACAUGGUAACCUCACCCAUGGGAACUUCACACAGGAUCAAAUGACGCUACUAGUUAAGUCAAAGCACGUUACAGUGGAAAAACUAGAGCCAGGAAAGUGUGAAGCUGAUGAAACAGCCUCUAAAUACAAAGGGACAUAUAAGUGGCUCUUAACCAACCCUACUGAGACAGCCCAAAUGAGAUGCAUCAAAAAUGCGGAUUCGAACGCUACAAGAAUGUGCUCCAUCAGUAUCAAAACGGGCAAAUCUCGGUGGGAAAAACCUAGGUUUAAACAGUGCAGAUUGGUUCAAGGACUUCCUGACAAUAUUGUGGACCUUGCUAACAUUACUAUCAAUGACGAGAAUGCUGACGAUGUUGCAGAACAUAUUUUGAAUCUGAUAAAUGAAUCCCCCCCUCUGAAUACAGAAGAAACAAAGAUUAUUGUGUCUAAAAUAUCUGAUAUUUCAUUCUGUGAUGAGAUAAGUAUGAACCUCACCCAGAUUAUAUUACGAAUAAUCGAUGCUGUUUUGGAAAAGCAAGACAAUUCAGCCUCUGACCUACAUCAAGUAAGCAACGAAAUUCUGAGGAUAAUUGAGCGCACUGGCCACAAGAUGGAGUUUUCUGGUAGGGUGGCAAACCUGACGGUUACCAGGCUGGCUUUGGCGGUCGUGCGGGUGGAGCGCACCUUUGAAGGCAUGACCUUCAGCAUCCGUUCUUACACAGAAGGCACAGACCCUGAGAUUUUCCUAGGUGACAUCCCUUUGGGAAAGGUUUUGGCUUCCAUUUAUUUACCUAAAUCAUUGAGGGAAAGAAUUCCUCUUAGCAACUUACCAACCAUCUUGUUCAAUUUCUUUGGCCAAACUUCACUCUUCAAGAUUAAAAAUGUCCCCAAAGCAUUAACCACCUAUGUUGUGAGUGCCAGCAUUUCCAACUUGUCCAUUCAAAACCUGGAUGACCCAGUGGUGAUUACUCUGCAGCAUAUUGAAGGAAACCGGAAUUAUGAUCAAAUUCACUGUGCCUUUUGGGACUUUGAGAGUAACAAUGGGCAAGGUGGAUGGAAUUCAUCUGGCUGUAAAGUAAAGGAAACAAAUGUAAAUUACACAAUCUGUCAUUGUGACCACCUCACUCAUUUUGGAGUCUUAAUGGACUUAUCCAGGUCUUCAGUGGAUGCAGUGAAUGAACGAAUACUUACACUUAUAACGUAUACUGGAUGUGGAAUCUCCUCCAUUUUUCUGGGAGUUGUGAUGGUGACAUAUAUAGCUUUUCAUAAACUCCGAAAAGAUCAUCCUUCCAAAAUCCUUAUCAACCUAUGCACAGCGUUACUGAUGCUCAACUUGGUGUUUCUGGUCAAUUCCUGGUUGUCCUCAUUCCAGAAGGGAGAACUUUGCACCGCAGCUGCUGUGGUGCUCCACUACUUCCUGCUGACCUCUUUCACUUGGAUGGGCCUGGAGGCUGUCCAUAUGUAUUUUGCUCUAGUCAAAGUGUUCAACAUAUACAUUCCAAAUUACAGCCUCAAAUUUUGCCUCGUUGGUUGGGGAAUCCCGGCUAUCGUGGUGGUGAUCAUACUCAGUGUGAAUAAAGACCUGUAUGGGACUCUGAGCACAAUGGUAACCUUUUGUUGGAUUAAAGAUGAUUCUACCUUUUAUGCCUCAGUUGUGGCUUAUUUUUGCUUGAUAUUUCUCAUGAACAUCUCCAUGUUCUGCACUGUUCUUGCUCAACUGAAUUCCAUGAAACUGCAAAGCCAGAAGAAUCGGCAGAAGAUGAUCCUUCAUGACUUCAAAGGCACAAUGAGCCUGACUUUCUUACUUGGCCUCACCUGGGGGUUUGCCUUUUUUGCCUGGGGACCUGUGAGGAUCCUUUUCUUGUAUCUUUUUGCCAUUUUCAACACUUUGCAAGGUUUCUUCAUUUUUGUGUUUCACUGCAUGAUGAAAGAGAGUGUGCGGGAGCAGUGGCAGAGACACCUUAAUUGUGGGUGGUUGCAACUGGAAAACUCAUCAGAUGGCAGUAGCAGGUGUGGACCAAAUACUGGGUACGCACAGGAGAGGCUGAAGAAAACCUUGAAGCACAAAUUGCUGACACCAUCCCUCAAGUCGACUACAACUUGCUCCACUUUCAAAUCUUUAGGCUCUACCCAGUGCACACCAUCAGAAUUAAGUUUCCCAAAUGGUGAUACAAAAGACUAUAUUCUCUGCAUUUAACCUAGCUAUACUCUGUUAAUG
Molecule: messenger RNA, 8924 nt
Organism: Erinaceus europaeus (western European hedgehog)
Lineage: Eukaryota; Metazoa; Chordata; Mammalia; Eulipotyphla; Erinaceidae
Gene: ADGRG4
Product: adhesion G protein-coupled receptor G4
Exons: 21
Biological process (GO): cell surface receptor signaling pathway; adenylate cyclase-activating G protein-coupled receptor signaling pathway
Cellular component (GO): membrane
Molecular function (GO): G protein-coupled receptor activity
Source: RefSeq, a predicted model, not a curated record